AGCAUUAAAUUUUUUUUCUUCUCAACUCAGUCGAAAAGAAAUAAAGUUUUCAAACUUAGUUUUAAUGUAUAUUGAGUGAGAAGUGCAUAAAAGUGUUACUAGAAUAAUACUCAUUGCACAAAGCAUAACAUAAAAAAAUUAAAUGCAAAUAUUUUAAACAAGAAAGGAAUACAAAAGAAUCAAACAAUUUGAAAAAAAGGCAAAAUAAAUUCAAAUUUUUUAUAGAUGCUGUUGGGAAAUAUAUCUGGAAAGAAAUGAUGAUGACACAUGAUGAAUGAUUUGGUGAAAGGAUAUGAAAUCAUAAGCGAUUAGCUUCGUAUCUAAAGCUAAACACUUGGUGGUCUGAUAAAUUCACGACGAUACAGCUAAAGUAGCUAAGCUUACCUUUGGAUUACGAUUGACGAUUGAAUGGUUCUUCUAAAAUAAUAAAAAACAAGAAAAAAUUGCUAUCAAUUAAAAUCUUGAGCUGUGAAAUAUUCCUUUCCACGCAGUUUUACGAAACAAAUAAGCAAUGGAUAAUCGUGUCUGAUUGGAUUCAAUUGAAAAGGCGGAGGGUCACGAUCAAGUGAGAUAAAAAAGUUUUCAAAAGAAAUAAAAAUCUCAACUCUCGUGAUAAGGAAAAGAGAAGAAAGAAGGUGAAAAAAGCAACAUUUUCUCAUCCAACACGAUCAAAAGUGAAGUUAAAUAAUGAUGGCUGUAGAGUUAUUCGGAUCACGUGUCUCAACAUGUGUCAUUUCGAUUCUUCUCAUAGUUUACGGUAGCUUUCGAAGUUUAAAUAUGGAACAAGAAGCUCGCGAAAAAGAGAAGAAAAGACAAAGUGAAAGCUCCAAUAAUUUGCUAACAGGCGAACCGGUGUCGCAUGACUCAAAUUUUCUUGGCGUAGAUUCUGGAUUUGCAACACUUGACACAACACACGCUCUAUGUUUGCCACUUGGUGCAUCGAUAUCAUUAUUGGUGAUGUUUUUCUUCUUCGAUUCUAUGCAAGUAUUGUUUGCCAUUUGUACAGCAGUCAUUGCAACAGUUGCGCUUGCAUUUCUUCUCCUCCCGAUGUGUCAAUACAUCAUCCGUCCAUGUACUGAUGGAAAUCGAAUGUCAUUCGGAUGUUGUGGACGUUUUACAGCAGCUGAAAUUUUGAGCUUUGCAAUGUCGAUUACAGUUGUGUGUAUUUGGGUGCUGACAGGACAUUGGCUAUUAAUGGAUGCAAUGGGAAUUGCAUUGUGUGUAGCAUUCAUUGCCUUUGUAAGACUGCCAAGCUUGAAAGUGUCGACACUUCUGCUUACCGGACUGCUCAUCUACGAUGUCUUUUGGGUAUUCUUUUCGUCAUAUAUCUUUAGUACAAAUGUGAUGGUGAAAGUAGCAACUCGACCCGCCGAAAAUCCUGUCGGUAUUGUUGCCAGAAAACUCAACCUUGGUGGAAUUGUUCGUGAGCCACCAAAGUUAAAUUUGCCGGGAAAAUUAGUGUUUCCAAGUAUGCACAACUCAGGACAUUUCUCAAUGUUGGGUCUCGGGGACAUCGUCAUGCCAGGACUUUUAUUGUGCUUUGUGUUACGUUAUGAUUCAUACAAGAAAUCACAAAGUUCAAUGACAGCUGAAGCCGGUGUCCCACCACCAAAGACAAUGUUGGGAUCGAAGUUGACUUAUUUUCACUGUUCCUUAUUAGGAUAUUUUCUUGGACUCUUAACCGCUACGGUUAGUUCAGAAGUAUUUAAACAAGCACAACCAGCGCUUCUUUAUCUUGUUCCAUUCACGCUUCUUCCACUUCUCACCAUGGCUUAUCUGAAAGGUGAUCUAAGACGCAUGUGGACGGAACCUUUCACUGGAACAACAAGUGUAUCGAAACAGCUAGAAGUCUAAUAUUUAAAAAAGAGUCUAUUCGAUAAAAACUGCAAAUACAAAUUGUAAUAAAGCAUUCAUGUUGGUUUAUUAUAACGCGAAAAAAAUUCAGAGUAUUAAAAUGUCAUUAGUUUAAGAAUAUCAUUGAUGAACAAAGGAAAAGAAGAAAUCGCCGAAAAUGAGAUUCUUAUAAAGAAGAAAUUAAAGAAAAAGUUUUAAUUUUAAACUACAUUGAACACACAUUUACAUUCAUGUCACCCCCGAACAAUUAUUAUUAUUUUUAUUAAUAUAAUUUAUGUUUCUGUUAGUAUAAAUUUCAUUUGCUGAGAUUUAAAUGAAGAGUUUACAUCGACUUCAAACUUAUAAUUAUUUUGCAGUUCAUUUAUUAACUGUGUCAAUGUAAGAUGUAAACAAUAAUCAAGAAAUAUUGAUCGUUGUCGAUGUGAAAAGAAAUUCAUUUAAAAAUCAUUUGCAUGUAGAAAGUAAAAACAUCAGAGAUUCCGACAACGAUAAUUAAGGGUGAUGAUGUCUUAUGAUAAAUCAAUGAUUAAUGUUCAGUGAUAAGGAAACCGAUUUUAUGCGAAUAUAUGAUCAAUUUUUACAUAAAGAGAAACGAACCAAAACUUUAUUCUCCAAUGACUUCAUUGAGUUAAUUAGCUUUUAUUUUUUCUUCAUCGCACAUAUAUUCGCUACAUAAUUACUUUAAAAUAUAUGUUGAACCACCUGACGUUUAUUAAAUAAAAUCAUGUACUGCAAAUAAUAAAAAACAAUCAGAAGAUUUAUGUGCUAUCUUCAAAAGACAUCAAUCGCCCUUUUUGUAUUAGAAAGUUCAAAUGAAUGAAGAAAUUUGAAUGUCUGAUUAGUAAGAGCUUGUCUAAGGAAUAAUUUAACUUUAAAAACUUAAGUUUUAUAUUUUUCAAGUUAAAAAAAUCAAAUUCUUUUUUACUUUUACUAGAGAGAAUGGAGAUUUAGGUUUUUUAUCUUCUCCACUCUAUAAAAAUGGAAAAUAAAACUCAUAAAAAUGUUAUUUAUACAAG
Messenger RNA from Clunio marinus, 2870 nucleotides. Lineage: Eukaryota; Metazoa; Arthropoda; Insecta; Diptera; Chironomidae. The record is from the annotation of a GenBank genome assembly.